Molecule: messenger RNA, 5583 nt
Organism: Cotesia congregata
Lineage: Eukaryota; Metazoa; Arthropoda; Insecta; Hymenoptera; Braconidae
Source: the annotation of a GenBank genome assembly
AUGACUAGAAUGGCGGCUAACAAGUCAAAGGAAAUAAUAGACGAGUACAGUUCGUCGCUUGCGGACUUAAAAUUUAACAGCAAGCCUCUGAUAAACAUGCUCACGAUGUUAGCAGAUGACAACGUUGAACAUGCACCAGCCAUCGUCCAAGCGAUUGAGAAUCACUUGUUACAGGUUUCAAGUGAAGUCAAACUGCCGGUCCUUUAUCUCAUCGACUCGAUCGUCAAGAAUGUCAGUGGAGCUUAUUUAAAACUCUUCACUGAUAAAAUUGUUAAUAUAUUUUGUAGUGUCUUUGAGAAGGUCGAUGAAAGUACAAGAUUAUGCAUGUGGAAAUUACGACAAACUUGGGGUGAAGUUUUUCCUGCUAAGAAAUUAUUUUCACUCGACAUACAUGUCCGUAAUAUAGACCCAGCGUGGCCAGUACCUAACUCAUCUGUUUCAUCGGGUUCUAUUCAUUUAAACCCACGUUUUUUAGCUGGGACUCCGACUACACCACCGACAACAGUCUCUGCACCUAGCGUGAUACCUUCUGUAAAAAUUCCUCCCGGAGACCACCCAGUAUCUGUCAAUGAAGCUUUGAUGCGGGAGCAAUUACUUAAGAAACAGAAAGAACUUCUUGAGUUACAGAAGCAAAAAGUAGAAUUGGAGUUGAUGCAAGCCAAGUCAAGUCUUGAACAGCAGCAGAAACAAACGGCUCUAGUCAAAGCUGAAUCGUUGACAUCAUCACUCACCCUUAACGAAGUCAAACCGGAAAAAGUUGUAGCUGCAGUGUCUAAUCAAGUGAAUAAACAAGUAGCGAAGCAGUUUCCAGCAGCGAAUGCAUCGUUAUUAAAAAAUGUGGGUGCUAACAACGGACCUCGGAUAGCGCCAGCGAGCAGUCUAAUGGUAGCUUCAGCGCGUCCAGUAUCACGGGAUCCCCGUCUAAAAAUUUCUUCAGGAGCAGAGCUACAAAACUGUGAUAUAGAGUCUCGUCUGCGUCAAGUAGCUGCGUUAUCUUCAUCGUCAUUAACAAACGAUAUGCCGUCUAAAACACAAUUAUCAAAGAAUCAACAUCCCGCGUUAAACACUGUACUUUCAGAUCACGCAAUAAAACAGCAAUUAUUAUUAUCGAAACAAGCAAUGAAUCACAUAAGUGAAUCGAAUCAAAGUGGUGGUGGCCUUAAGUCAUCAUCAUUAACAUCUUCUCUCGCGUCAAACAAUUCUGCAAUUCGUGGUGUUGGUAGUGGUGGAAGUGGAGGAAGCGAGGCCAAAUCUAAAGACGCUAAGAGCUCGUCGUCUUCACGCGGCGGUUCUUCAGCAUCUUCUGCAAAAGAUGAAAAGUCAUUCGCUUCCUCAAAAUCCUCCUCGUCACACAGAAAAUUAAGCAACAGAUCGCGGUCAAAUUCAAAACAAUCCCAAGUAUCACCCACAAAGGCUUCAUCGUCAUUAUCUUCAUCAAUAUCAUCAUCAUCAUCUUCAUCAUCAUCAAAAAUAGUCGAUCGAGAUGCAAGCCCUGUUAGGUCAAAAUCUCGUGAAAAAGAUAACUCUGACAGCUCUCCAACCAUAUCCUCACGUACUUCACCCAAUAAAUCCUCAUCACCUAAUUCCAAGAAUCGUAAGAAGAGUAGUAGUAAAUCGAGAAAACGUACUCCUAGUCCGCCUUAUAAAAUUCCGCGUAGAAAUAUUGAUUCAAAAACAUCUAAUUUAUCUACGAAUUUAACUUCCUCCCUGCAAUCAUCUUGUUUGAUUAGCGGUGGGGUUAAUAGUGCUGCUGCUGGUCUUAUUGAGGAAGAGCAGUCUGGUUCCUUGAUUGUAUCUCCUCCACAUCCGCCUACUUUUAAAGAAAUACGACCAAAUGCCAGACAGAGAAAUUAUAUUAAACGCAACAACAAAGACAUCGGCAGUCAUAGUCCUGAUAAUAAUUCUAGUCAGGAUCUUUUGAGUACUCAGGUUACCCCAGAUCUUUCAAUCGAAUCAGCAGCUAGUAAGGAUGAAGAUCUUCGGGCUGUACUACCACCGCCAGUCACCAUCGUCCCGCCAAUCACUGAAAAAAAAGAAGACUUAGAUCUACGCGUAUUAGCACCACCACCACUACCACUACCAACUAAUAAAAGACAAAGCUCAGAGCACGAUGUCGAUUUAAGGACCUUGACGAAUCCAAAAGCCGGACGACCACCGACUCCACCACCGCCAGUAAUAUCGGGUGAAGAAAAUAAAACAAGCUGGGCUAAAUUAAAAACAACAUUUAAAAAUGACCGUGAUAAAUCAACAAUAAAUGAAGAUAAACGCGAUCGAGAUCGCACUAAAGAUCGUUCGUCUAGAAGUCGACCUUACAAUAAACCAUCUGACGAUCCAAAAGACCGUCGACGUCAAUUUAUCAAUGACGAUGAUUCAAGGUCUAGCCGAAGAAAUCGCGACUUCGACAAAUUAGAUCGUAAUUCCGAGCGUAGCAUUGAAAUAAUCAUGAAACAAGCUGAGGAAGAAUUGAAACAGGGUUCAAUGACUAAAGCCGACUACCACACAUUGAUCCAGAAUGUUUGGCAGAUGAACGAGGUUCAAAAAUUAAGAGUAGCCCAGAAAAAGGACAAAGAGACCGGUGCGAGUAUUUGGGAAAAAGGAAUUGACAUCAGCGGUGGCUUCAGUCCUAAAGACGACAUAGGCCACCGAGGCAAAGAUCAUCCACAUUCAAGAAACGGACCAAGAUGGCAACCUCCAGGUCCUUGGCAACCACCAGGCCCCUGGGCACCUCCACCUGGACCAGCUUUUGGAAAUCCAUUCAACCCGGACUUCCGACCAAUUGGCCCCUGGCAAAAUCCUCGACAAUUUGGACCAAUGCGGCCCGACUUCAAUCAAUUCCACGGCUUCAAUUCUGGAAUGGGUCCACGUAUGGGCCCUGGUCCCGGUUUGAUGGGUCCUAUGGGUCCCAACGGGCCUAUGAUGCCUGGAAUGAUGCCUAAUGGACCCAUGGGACCAAUGGGUGGAAUGUCAAAUCCCGGUAUGGCUAAUAUUAAUGGCCCACCUAGUCUUUUAAUGAAUGGCCCUCAUCCACCUCACAAUAAUUUAAUGACCCACGUUCCUCCACCUACUCGGAACAUCUCUCCCAACUCAAUCUCCAGAUUUGACAAUGAAGAAACCCAAAACUUCAUGGACAAGCUUACUAAAGAACACGGCGGUCCCAGUCGUGAACUACCUCUACCUGAUUCAAAACUUUUAGAAGAAAUAGCCAACGACACAAUGAAAUCAAUUAACAUCGACAAUAUACCUCGUGAAAUUCGCUACUACGGACAAACUGCAGUUGUAUUUAUGAACUGGGAUGACCCAAGAGAAAUUGGUUUCCAAAAUGGCUCGAGAAGAAUUAUGAUUGACGAAAAAGACACUAUUAUUUGCUCUUUCAAUGAAUCUUAUAAGGAGUUUGUCUACGACGGAAAAAUACACAGGAUAAGACUUGGAGCGCCGACGAGAGAGUUGUUCGUCGAUGACAAGUGGUACGAGUGUUACUUCGGUGGUCCACCGGUGCUUGUUGACUUAGGAAAUAAAAAAAUUAAUAUUAAUUUAGAAGGCCCACCUCCUCAAGUUAAAAUUGGAACUGUUAAGCGAACUGAUUUGGUAAUAGGUAAAAUAAAUCUUAUUAUUAACGCUAAAAAUAUGACGCCAGUGUUUGUUGAUGCUAAGCCACAAAUGUUUGAAAUUGACAAUCAACCUCAGACUCUUGAGUUUGCCGAUUCUCUGGAGACUAUUUUACUUAAUGGCAGACCAUUUAAAGUUGAAUUUGGUGGACUGCCUAAGCCAAUAAUUGUUAGGGACAAAAAGCACUUUAUCAGAUUCACUGUCUUGCCUAGAGGAGCUCAUCCUGGGUCUGUUAAAAUAGCUGGCAUGAAAGGAAAGUGUCCGGAAUCUUCAGCUAGUGAUAAUAAUAACAAAUUAAGUGACUCUGCUGUUCCAAUUUUGGGACUGGGUCUUCCUGAACCAGACUCGACUUCUCAAGAUGCGUCGGAUGUUUCUUUGGUGAAACCUGACUUACAGUUGGACAUGCUUUCAUCGGCACUUUCUUCAGCUAUGGCUCCCUCGUCUGGAUUUUCGUAUCAAGCUGAACCUAUGGAGAAACCUCCUGCACCUACGCCAGUUCCUAUUCUGCCGCUUAAUCUUAAUCUUAAUGAACUUUAUCAAAAGUUGGUUGAUACUGGAAUAGUGCCGAGACAAGGUCCCAAGGUUGAGGUCAACAAACCGGAAGAAGAAGUUGUUAAGAAAGAACCUGAGUUACCUCUUCCUAGCUUAGAUAAACCUGAGACACUUAAAAUUGUACGGCCUAUUAAUUCUACUUCGAUGUACGGUGGUAUGCAAUGCAGUUCUUGCGGCGCGAGGUUUGCUCCGGAAUUGGCGACAAGGUACAGUCAUCAUCUUGAUUGGCACUUCCGGCAGAAUAGAAGAGGGAGAGAUUCUAUUAAGAAAGCUCAGUCGAGGGAAAUUAUGUAUGAAAUUAGUGACUGGAAUCAGUUUGAAGAAAUUGAAGAUGUUGAUGAUAGAGCACAAAGUUGGUUUGAAACCGAAAAAUUAACUGCAGAAACAGAAGCAGCCAAUGGUGAAGAUUCUUCACAAGAUGCCAUACAACCAAGUGUACCUGCAAGCAGUGAUGAUGAUUGUCGCUGUCAAGUCUGUCAUGACACUUUUGAACAAUUUUAUAACGAAGAAAAAGAAGAAUGGCAUUUAAGACCAGCUGUUAGCUUUGAAGAUAAAAAUUAUCAUCCUCUGUGUCUGGAAGAUCAUAAGCGUGCUUUAGCAAAGUCAGCGUUGGAAGAAACGAUAAAUGAAGACGAAGAAAAAAAAGAUGACCAUAAUGAAUCAGUUGAGUCUCCGGAAUACAUGGAAACGCCGAUUGGUAAUCUUCCAAGCGAUGAAAAAUUGGAAAGUGAAGAAUUGAAAUUAAAUGAGGAUGAAGAGUCAGAAGACAAUAAUAUUUCUCAAGAAAUAUCUGAAGAUAAUAAUGAUAAAGAUAAUCUUGAUGAAAAAAUGGUUACUGAUAAUACAGAAGAUAGUAUCAAAGAUGAAGAAGAUAAUGUAAAUGAAGAGACUAAUGAUGAAAUUAAAACUUUUGAUCAAUCAGAAGAUCAAGAACUGAGUACACAAUCAGAUGAUCUUUUUGAAGUGCCUGUGGAAACUGAAUUUAAAAUUAAAGAAGAACCUAUGGAGGUCAAUGAUACAGAAACAGAUUCAGAAAUAAAUUGGGACAAUGUGGAAGUCAAAACUGAACCAAUUGAUCCUGAACCUGAACCUGAAGAAAUGAAAGUAGCGGACAUUGCUGCGCAGGUGGACACCACCCUGACGGCAGUGACCAGUUCACUGGACGGUAAUGUUGAACUGGAGUCAACUCCCGCAACACUGCCCACUGCAUCUACGCGAAUAAAGAUAAAUAUUUCUAAGCCACUUGUUGUAAAUAAAGAGCCAGAGGAACCUAAAGAAAAAAUAGUGUUACCUGAAACGCCUAGCGAGGAAGAAUUACCACUAAAACCAGCAUCUAUUAAGUCAACACUAAAAGGUAGGAAACUUUCUAUCCUGCCACCCGUAGAAAGAGGCCAAGAACUCUCGGGACUUUGUUCGAUAAUGUAA